Messenger RNA from Ichthyophthirius multifiliis, 698 nucleotides. Its product is annotated as n-terminal domain protein. The record is from RefSeq and is a predicted model, not a curated record. NCBI's taxonomy places the organism in Eukaryota, Ciliophora, Oligohymenophorea, Hymenostomatida. The transcript is spliced from 2 exons.
GAUUGAAGUAAUGAAGUCCUAUAAAUGUUCAGAAGAAGCAUAUUUUAUGGCAGUAAGAUUAAUGGAUAUGUUUUUAGAAAAAACCAAAACCGUAAAAGAAAAUAAUGACUUACAUCUAACCGGAGUCACUUGCAUGUUUAUUGCUUGUAAAUAUGAAGAAAUAUAUCCUAUUAGAAUUAAAAUUUUAUAAGAAAGAAUAGCUCAUAGUAAAUUAACUGAAGAAUAAAUUAGAAAUACUGAAGCUGAAAUUCUAGAAACACUCAAUUUUAAUUUAUUGGGUACUUCUCCAUACCGAAAUAUGUAUGUAAGCUUUGAACUAUUUCGGAUAUUAAGAUAAAAUGCCUAAUUAAGAAUUCUAAUAUGCCCAUAAAGUUUGUAUUUAUUUAUCUAAAAUGAUACUCUAUGACUAUGAAUUUAUUAAAUUAAUACCUUAUUCUUUGUUGGCUGCUUCUGUUCUUUAUAUUGUAUUUAAAAUCGUCUAAGAAAUUAAUAAUAAUUUCUAAGCUGAAUAAAAUAUAAAAUAAAUUAUAAAUCUUCUAAAAAUUGAAUGUAAAGAUUUAGUUAAUGUUAGUACCAGAAUACUAAAUUUAGCAAAGAAUUUUGAAUAGUUCUAUCCUGAAUAUACUAACCUUAAGAAAUUUAAUGGAUUUUAAUAUAAAUAAAAUGAUAAGGUUUAAGAAAAAGAUUAAAAAAACUGA